Eucalyptus grandis is the source of this 749-nucleotide messenger RNA. RefSeq lists its product as uncharacterized. Lineage: Eukaryota; Viridiplantae; Streptophyta; Magnoliopsida; Myrtales; Myrtaceae. The coding region runs from base 298 to 501 and encodes 67 amino acids. The record is from RefSeq and is a predicted model, not a curated record. The transcript has a single exon.
CGGGCGAAAAUUGCUUUCCUUUUAAGCGACUCCCAAAACGCCCGUUCGAAUCCCAUCCCGUCGCGUUUCUCAAAAAGCCUUUGUUUCCCGUCGCAGCAACUCCCCCAAGCCAAGCCCCGCACCGCACACCUCAUCCUCUCUCGCCUCCCCUCACUCCACGUCUCUCAGAUCUUCACUCCAUCUCCCUCUCUUAAAUACCCAAAAACCCCCCCUCUUCGAGAUCUGACCAUACGCGGAGCAGAGACCCCCGACAGAGAUUGGAGUCGAGGAAGGAGGAAACAAGGAAGGAAGGAGAAGAUGUGUUGCGGGACCAGAGUGUGCAUGUUCUGCACGUGCCUGAUCAUGGUGGUGGUCCUGAUCGGGCUGCUGUUCGGCUUCGGGGUGUUCAAGCACGGCUUCCACAAGCUGAAGGACACCAUCCACGACUGCGAUCCCGCCGCCGGCGGCCUCUGCGGGACCGGCAGGCCCUUCCUGGGUUUCCCGGCUCCUCCCCCCUUUUAGCUCUUGCCUUUGGGUCCGUUCUCGAAUUUCCAGUUCGUUUUUUCCCCUUAAUCUCGGGUCGUGGAUUCCGCGUCGGGAUUCGUUUGCGACGCUGUCCUUCUCCUGAUUCGUUCCCGAUGGUGAUGUGAAAAACUAUUAGAUGUGUAUAUAAAUAUUCUUUUGGGUCGAGGGGGGGUCUCGAACGAUCUCCGUAUGAUGGGAUCUGUAACAUGCAAUUUGCAUUUGUUUGAAAGAUUUGUUAUUUGUCA